GUCGUCGAUGGAUCCCGAGCUCGAGCAGCUCGAUCUCGACCCCGAGGAUCUGCAACCCUCGACCCCGCUGAAGAAGGUCCCCGCCGGCGACCUCUUCGAGGCGGCGCGCGCCGGCGACGUGGAGCGGCUGCGGCUGCUCCUGGAGGGCGGCGCGGCGAACGUGAACGCCCGCGACCGCUGGGACUCGGUGGCGCUCUACUACGCCUGCCUCGCCGGGCACCUGGACGCGGCGCGCAUGCUCCUCGAGGCCGCCCUCCGCCACGCCUUCCUCUCCUGCGCCGCCAACCGCGCCGCCUACCUCGACCAGUGCGCCGACGAUGCCGCCGCCGCCGCCUGGGCCAGAGGUUACUUUUCAGCGGAUGAUGGUUCGACUUCUGGUUCCUUGCCUCCCGAUAUUACAUUCUAUGUCGACGGAAGGCCUAUAGAGGCUCAUCGAGUCAUAUUAAGCGCCCGGUCGUCCUUCUUCAAGAGGAAAUUCGAGUCAGAGUGGAAAUACAAGAAGGAAGUGAGAUUUUCUAGCCAAAAAUUAUCUUAUCGUGCUUUGUACAGCCUUAUCCAUUUCUUCUACUCUGAUAGAUUGGAAGUGGCGGUGGACAACAUGGAAGACCUCGCACGCACAUGCAAAGCCUGCAAGUGCGAGGAAUUGCAAAAGAUUUUACAGAAGGAACUUAUUCACCAAAAGUAUGCAGAAUAUAAAUCGUUAAGAGAAGUAGAUAAUUCUCAAAAACGGUUUAUAUUACAAGGAUUAUCUCUACCAGAGGAGGAUAGACUCCCUUCUGCAUUGAAUCGGAUUUUACAAGUAUCUCUUGCCAGUUCGAGUGGAGAGAACACGAGCACGAAUGAGAUAGAGAUGAGAGAAUCGGGUGAUGACCUUGCUGAUCUUUGUGUGAAAGUUGGUCCUAAGGUUUUCCGGUGCCACCAAGUGAUCCUGGCCGCAAGGUCAGAAUAUUUUAGGGCAAGGUUAUGUCGAAUGACAGAUUUUCUUGAAGGGAAUAAUGAGCCGUCUAAUUUCUCGCUUCCCUUCCUUGAGGAGCAUGACUUGAGUACAGAAGCAUUCGAGAAGAUGAUUGAAUAUAUGUACACUGAUGGCUUGAAGGAUAUGGACCCAGAUCAGGCUGAGGAAAUGUUUGAUGCAGCAUCCAGAUACUUGUUAUUUCCACUUAAACGUGCUGUUGCGGAUGUACUGUUACCGCAUCUGGAGAUGGUUUCACCUGCCGAACUUUGCCACUGGCUGAUAUUAGCUGACAUGUAUGCUGUUGCUUCCUAUCUCUCCUUUUGUAUGGUGUUGUAAAGAUAAGGGAAUAUUGUUUGGAUGUCAUUGCUUGUAAUUUUGAGACAUUCGCCGAUACACGUGAAUUCAGAGCGAUACUACUGACACUCCCGCCGCCCUCUGGGGACUCCUCAUUGAGGACUACCCGCCCUAGUGCUCCGGGAUCU
Ananas comosus (pineapple) is the source of this 1437-nucleotide messenger RNA. RefSeq names its product BTB/POZ domain-containing protein At2g04740. The record is from RefSeq and is a predicted model, not a curated record. Gene Ontology annotation, molecular function: protein binding. The transcript has 5 exons. Bases 8 to 1291 code for a protein of 427 amino acids. Gene Ontology annotation, cellular component: cytoplasm; ubiquitin ligase complex. Lineage: Eukaryota; Viridiplantae; Streptophyta; Magnoliopsida; Poales; Bromeliaceae.